Molecule: messenger RNA, 354 nt
Organism: Rotaria sp. Silwood1
Lineage: Eukaryota; Metazoa; Rotifera; Eurotatoria; Philodinida; Philodinidae
Source: the annotation of a GenBank genome assembly
AUGAAAUUAAUAAUUGAUCAUAAAAAUCAUCCAUUAUGGGUUACACCAGAUGGUCACAUUUUUUUUCUUGAAUCAUUUCCAUCAGCUUAUAAACAAGCUCAUGUUUUUAUAAUAACUAUUGCGGAUCCUAUUAGUCAACCAGAAUAUAUACAAGAAUAUAAAUUAUCAGCAUGUUCACUCUAUGCUACUGUAUCGAUUAAUCAUAUUGCUAAAAUUAAAUGUGACGAAGCAUGGUAUCGAACAACACUAGAAUUUUUUAAAAAAUAUUUAUCAAUUAAAAAUGAUCAAUUUCGACGUUUACUUUUAUUUGUUGAUACAUCAUUUGAUUUAUUUGCUGCUAAUGGAUUAACAUAA